This is a messenger RNA of Rangifer tarandus platyrhynchus (Svalbard reindeer), 942 nucleotides long. NCBI's taxonomy places the organism in Eukaryota, Metazoa, Chordata, Mammalia, Artiodactyla, Cervidae. The record is from the annotation of a GenBank genome assembly.
AUGUUAACGCUCAACCCUACCAAUAGAGGGACUUUAGAUGAUGUUUGGCAGAAUCCAUGGGUGAACAUGGGCCGGGAGGAGCCACUCCCACCAGCCUGUGAAGAGCACCCUGGGGUGACAGCGGAGAUGGUACUGGGCUGGUGGAGGGACCAGAUCCAGGGCUGGCUUACAAGCAGUGGCAGUGACAGGGAUGAACCCAAGGUGGGGGCCCGCACCAUCAUUGUGAGGCCAGCCAUUUCCUCCGACCUCAGCAGCCAAGAACAUACGCCUCCCGCCAGCCCUGAAGUGUCCAUGCUUAUUCCCGACUGGCUUUGGGAUACCAUUCAGCAGCAGGAGAGCCAGGAGUCAAGGGAGACGACCAGAGAGCCUGCCACUCCCCCACCCUGCCCGGAGGCGAGGACCGUCACCCCCAGCUCAGCCCCCUCCAAUCACGACACCCAUGAAGACAGCAUCGCCCGAGCCACCGAUCAUGCCGGUGACCGCCACGACACGUGCAGGGCCAGCCUCACCUGUGACACCUGCAACAGGCGUGACAGCAGCCACACCUGUGAUACCAGUGCUACGCGGGACACCAGAGACGCCUGCGACACCAGCAGCGCCUGCGACAGCUGCAAUACCAGUGGUGCCAGCUUCACCUGUGACGCCUGCAGCACCUGUGACACCAGCUUCACCUGUGAUACCAGCCUCAGCCAUGACGCCCUAAGCACCCAGGACAGCACUGGGGCCUGCAGCACAGAAGACGCCCGUGGCGCCCGCGAUACCUGUGGCGCCAGUGGCUGCAGUGACACCAGGCGCACCCAGGCAAAGAUGGCACCUCUGGCACCUGUGAGGCCCAAGAGGCUGGGGCGCCCAUGGCACCAGGGUCACCCGUGCACCCACGUCGCCCUCAACACUCACAGAACCCAUGGCACGCACGGCAACCACAUCACCUGUGACACGUGA